Molecule: messenger RNA, 804 nt
Organism: Ramularia collo-cygni
Lineage: Eukaryota; Fungi; Ascomycota; Dothideomycetes; Mycosphaerellales; Mycosphaerellaceae
Exons: 1
Coding region: 1-804 (267 amino acids)
Source: RefSeq, a predicted model, not a curated record
AUGGCAUCCACCAGUGCACAGCCGCGCUACACAGCAUUACCUCCCGUCUCCAUCGUCAACUUCUCUCUUACAUCUGGCACCGACAUUCCUCCACCAGAGGAUACACCCCCAGCAUCCCCAGAACAGAACAUCACUCGCCCUCCAACACCAGGCGGAGGCCCUCUGACAUCUCAUCCGACCACGGAGAAAGUCUUCAGCGUCCCAAACACAUUUCCUCCCACGCCYGACCCCGAAAUGGAGCCUCACCCGAAGCUAUCGACAUCCACCGCCGGCACUGGCUUUGUUGGAAACAGAGAACGCGCAGACAGCUACUUGACAACCUCCACCUCUGCUGCGCCCACCUCUCCUGUGCCCACCUCCCAGAUGCCAAUGCAUGCCAGUGCACCCGGCACGCGGCGAUCGUCUGGCGUACGCCGCAUCUUCAGCAUGUCCAGCUUGCGCCAGUCCUUUACCAGCUCCCGAUCUUCUUUCAGCGGAGGUGGAAGGCCAGGCUCGUCCUAUCAAGAUGUGUCACAGCUGGAAGCGUCAAACUACACCACUACUGCGCCAUCCGCGACAGAGCCGCCAUAUUUGCACUCUUCCAGACCACCGAACACGCUCCACAAGAAGCGGUCGAGCGGUUGGUUCAAGCGCAAGUCGGGAUUCUUCACCAUGGACUCUGACGGCGUAUUGGGUGUCGUGAAUGAGGAUACUCGCGGACCCAAGCGUGUGAAGGAGACACUCCCAGUCUUGCCGGAGAUAUCGUCGUUGGGAGGACAAGACGCGGGCUCCAUCGGCUGGGACGAUCAGAUGUUCAAGAGGUGA